UUUCGUAAAUCAAGUUUGCUUUUUACUUCCUUUCGAACCCGAAAUUUGUCAUUUUCAAAACGAAGUGGUCCUUGUUUAUAUGAAUUUCGAGAGGAACUAGGUUGCUAUGAAACAAACAUGGUUUGGUCUUGAUGACGAAAUUGAGUGACCUCUUAUUAGUUUUGAGAUUUCUAGGCUUUCAUCUCAGACAGUGAAAAAAUGAUAGAUAUAAGUACACUUAAUGCUGCACAGAUUACUGUGCUGGGAUCUGCCUUUUGUGCUAUGCUUUCCAUGCAUUUCACGUCGCAGUUACUGUCUCAGCAUCUCUUUUAUUGGAAGAAUCCGAAAGAGCAAAAGGCUAUUAUCAUUAUCAUCCUCAUGGCUCCAAUCUAUGCAGCUGUCUCCUUUGUGGGUCUCUUGGAUAUCAGAGGAAGCAAGGAGUUUUUCACCUUUUUGGAGUCAGUUAAAGAAUGUUAUGAAGCUUUGGUCAUUGCCAAGUUUUUGGCUUUGAUGUAUAGUUACCUUAACAUAUCCAUUAGUAGAAACAUUGUGCCAGAUGAAAUCAAAGGCAGGGAAAUUCACCACUCUUUUCCAAUGACACUUUUUCAGCCUCGUACUGUUCGGCUGAACCACCAUAAUUUGAAGCUUCUAAAAUAUUGGACAUGGCAGUUUGUUGUUGUCCGUCCAGUAUGUUCUGUUCUGAUGAUUGCAUUACAGCUAGUCGGGCUGUAUCCAACUUGGUUGAGCUGGGCAUUCACCAUCGUUCUCAACAUAUCUGUGUCGUUAGCCUUGUAUUCUCUGGUGGUCUUUUACCAUGUGUUUGCUAAAGAACUGGCACCACACAAACCUCUAGCUAAAUUCUUGUGCAUCAAAGGAAUUGUUUUCUUCUGCUUUUGGCAGGGAAUGUUGCUGGAGCUUUUAGCGGCAACUGGUGUCAUUCAAUCUCGCCAUUUGCGGUUAGAUGUGGAGCACAUUGAGGAAGCAAUGCAGAAUAUUUUGGUAUGUCUAGAGAUGGUUAUCUUUUCUGUUCUUCAACAGUAUGCUUAUCAUCCUGCACCAUAUAGUGGAGAAGUUGAGAAAAUGCUUAAACAAAACAAGAAAAAUGAAUGAUAUGAUAAGGUCAAAAGAAAAAUUCAGGGUACAGUCGUACAGAGAUGUAUUUAAGAGCUGUUUAUUGUGGCGCUAGUAGAUACUUGAAAGCAUUGAUGCAAAGUGGAUGUGUUCUUUUAAUAAUGUUAUUGUGCUGUACAAGAUUCCCCAUCCACCACCUCUGUAUCGUUUCCUUUUUGGUUGCUGUAAUUUCCAAGCCUACUAAAAGAGAUUAGUCUUUAUUAUAUUAUUAUUUGCUAUCUAGUAUAUCUACUAUCUAGCGUAUGGUCAUUUGCUUAGGAUGAUAGUUGUUUCUGGUUACUGUCUCAGAUACUUUUAUGGUUUGGAUUGCUCAAUAUACAUAAACUCAAACUUGAA
Glycine soja is the source of this 1446-nucleotide messenger RNA. RefSeq names its product transmembrane protein 184A-like. The transcript has 4 exons. Gene Ontology annotation, biological process: transport. Lineage: Eukaryota; Viridiplantae; Streptophyta; Magnoliopsida; Fabales; Fabaceae. Gene Ontology annotation, molecular function: transporter activity. The record is from RefSeq and is a predicted model, not a curated record. The coding region runs from base 199 to 1089 and encodes 296 amino acids.